Drosophila eugracilis is the source of this 5694-nucleotide messenger RNA. It is a transcript of the gene Cadps, whose product is annotated as calcium-dependent secretion activator. The transcript is spliced from 25 exons. The record is from RefSeq and is a predicted model, not a curated record. Gene Ontology annotation, biological process: synaptic vesicle exocytosis; dense core granule exocytosis. NCBI's taxonomy places the organism in Eukaryota, Metazoa, Arthropoda, Insecta, Diptera, Drosophilidae. The coding region runs from base 391 to 4998 and encodes 1535 amino acids.
UUAAUCAAAGGAUAGAAAGGUUGCCGUUGAAGAGUUAAGUUCUCUGUGCAAAAUACAAAUACGUUGUUAAGCAAUAAAAUUAUAAAUAAAAUUGAAGAAUCAAAAUUGUUUCGUUAAUAUGUAAAUAGCAAUAUCAAUAUUGUUUCUGCGUUACAAUAUUUUGCAAUCAUGAUUUUUCCACUGUAAUUUACACGGUACAUGACUACCACCCUAUGUUUCGCUCUGAUUAGUUAUCGUGCAAUUCACUUAUAUAUAAAUAUGCCUGUAACAUAUAAAUGUUGUGAAUAACGGUUGACUUUAAAUAAAAAAUUUGUUAGCAAGAGUGAUAAAGUAUAAAGAACAGUAAAGAAUCAAGAAUUAAAUAAUCCUGAUCGGUAUUUUUUUUGCAAAAUGAUUGAUCCCAGUUCAAGCGAGGAGGAAGGAGAUGAUGACCCAAUUGCAAAUGUGGUAUCGAAAGGUCGAAUUUCUCAUGCGCCCAAGGGCGCUGGUACCGCUUCUAUAAUAGGUGGAUGCACAGGAUCUGGCGUAGGAUCAAAUAUUCCUAUAUCUGGCUCUAACGGUGAUUUGGCCGUGAAUCAAAGACAAUCUAAUAUAAGUUAUAUUUCUAACCGAAAUGAUGUUGGAAAUAUUAGUGUGGCAGCGGGUCUAGGAGUCUCCUCUAACAAAAAUGAACAAAUACAUAGUAGCCGAGUUGAUACCGGGAGUCUAGAGGUACCCAACAAUGGUAUUCCGAGUGGUAUUUCGCAAGAAACUUUAAAUCAAAGUAUCGGAUCUUCGAGGGCCAACUCAUUACCAAGACCAUUGUCACCGUCGCCAUCUUUAAGUAGCGAGAAGCCUGAAACUGGAGAUUCGCAUGACAAACAUGAACGUGAAGAAGAGGAACGCAAACGACGAAUUCAGCUAUAUGUAUUUAUAUCGCGCUGCAUUUCAUAUCCGUUUAAUGCUAAACAGCCCACUGAUAUGACAAAGCGGCAAACAAAAAUAACCAAACAGCAAUUAGAAAUUAUAACUCAACGAUUUCAAGCGUUUUUAAAAGGUGAAACCCAAAUAAUGGCAGAUGAAGCAUUUCAAAACGCUGUUCAGAGUUAUCAUGACGUUUUUCUUAAAUCAGAAAGAGUUUUAAAAAUGGUCCAAUCUGGUGCAUCAUCCCAACAUGACUUUCGUGAAGUUUUUCGAAACAAUAUAGAAAAACGGGUCAGAUCCUUACCUGAGAUCGAUGGUCUUAGUAAGGAAACCGUUUUAACUUCUUGGAUGGCAAAAUUCGACAUAAUAUUAAAAGGAACUGGAGAGGAGGAUUCGAAGCGACCAACUCGGAUGCAGCAAUCACUAAAUAGUGAACUAAUUCUAUCGAAAGAGCAAUUAUAUGACAUGUUUCAACAAAUAUUGUUAGUUAAAAAAUUUGAGCAUCAAAUUUUAUUUAACGCCUUGAUGUUAGACUCUGCCGAUGAACAAGCAGCAGCUAUAAGACGGGAAUUAGAUGGACGAAUGCAGCGAGUAGGAGAAAUGGAAAAGAAUCGCAAACUAAUGCCCAAAUUUGUACUUAAAGAAAUGGAGUCUCUUUACGUUGAGGAAUUAAAGUCGUCAAUAAACCUUCUAAUGGCCAAUCUUGAAUCUCUUCCAGUAUCAAAAGGAAAUAUGGAUAGUAAAUAUGGACUUCAGAAGCUUAAACGUUAUAAUCACAGUACUCCGUCAUUUUUAAAAUUGAUACUGCGAUCCCACGGAUCCUUAUCUAAGUUGGAGGGUGACUCAGAGGAUGGUUCUACGCAACUGACAAAAUUAGAUGUUGUACUUACCUUUCAAUUGGAAGUGAUCGUUAUGGAGGUUAAAGGACUUAAAUCACUAGCGCCCAAUCGUAUUGUUUACUGCACAAUGGAAGUUGAAAAUGGCGAAAAGCUUCAAACUGAUCAAGCAGAGGCAUCAAAACCAAUGUGGGAUACACAAGGCGAUUUUACGACCACACAUCCACUCCCUAUUGUCAAGGUAAAACUAUAUACAGAGAACCCCGGUAUGUUGGCAUUAGAGGAUAAGGAACUAGGAAAAGUAACUCUUAAACCCACUCCACUAUCUUCAAAAUCACCCGAGUGGCACCGAAUGAUUGUUCCAAAAAACCUUCCAGAUCAAGACAUUCGUAUUAAAAUCGCUUGUCGACUGGAUAAACCAUUAAAUAUGAAACAUUGUGGACACCUUUAUGCAAUCGGGAAAUCUGUAUGGAAAAAAUGGAAGAGACGCUACUUUGUCUUAGUUCAAGUAUCCCAAUAUACAUUUGCCAUGUGCAGUUAUAAAGAGAAAAAAUCAGAACCGUCUGAGAUGAUGCAGCUUGAUGGAUAUACAGUAGAUUAUAUUGAAGCCGCAAGUGCAAACCUGAUGUUUGGCAUCGAUUUAAAUGGAGGCCGUUAUUUUUUCAACGCUGUUCGUGAGGGUGAUAGCAUUUCGUUUGCUUGCGAUGAUGAGAACGAAUGCAGUCUUUGGGUCAUGGCUAUGUACAGAGCAACUGGUCAGUCCCAUAAACCAACUCCACCAAUCACACAAGACAAAAAUUCUGCAAUGUCGAAGAUUCAAGGUGAUGCUGACAAAGCCCGGAAACAUGGAAUGGAGGAUUUUAUUAGCACCGACCCAUGUACCUUUGACCAUGCUACACUUUUUAAAACAUUACAAAACCUUACACUGGAAUAUAGGCUUAACGAUCCAUACGCGUCUCUGGGGUGGUUUAGUCCUGGACAAGUUUUUGUGUUGGACGAAUAUUGCGCCCGUUACGGGGUGCGGGGAUGUUACCGGCAUUUAUGCUAUCUUUCUGACCUACUGGAUCGCGCCGAAAAACAACACAUGAUAGAUCCGACGCUUAUUCAUUAUUCCUUUGCAUUCUGUGCAAGCCAUGUUCAUGGAAAUCGACCUGAUGGAGUAGGUAGCAUAACUCAUGAGGAAAAGGAAAAGUUUUCGGAAAUCAAAGAACGCCUACGCCAGUUGCUGGAGUUUCAAAUAACAAAUUUUAGGUAUUGCUUUCCAUUUGGCCGCCCUGAAGGUGCGCUUAAAGCUACACUAUCGUUGCUGGAAAGAGUUUUAAUGAAAGACAUUGUUACCCCGGUUCCACCUGAAGAAGUUCGUCAAAUGAUUAAAAAAAGCUUAGAGACGGCAGCACUUGUUAAUUACACGCGUCUCUCCAAUAAGGCUAGAAUCGAAGAAGACUUGCGAGGUGAAGUUAUUGUACCGGCGCCAAAAAAACUUGAGGAUUUAAUACAUUUAGCAGAACUUUGUGUUGAUUUAUUACAACAAAACGAGGAACAUUACGGAGAACUGCGCAAACAUGAUAAAAAGGAUAAAAUUGAUAUACGAACUGAAGAUGGUGUUGUAACAGGAGGCCAAUAUGUAAGCGAAGUUGAGUUAAGCGCUAGUACUGGACUAAUUAACGAACCUGAACUGGCCACUGCAUCAUCAACUGGUGGAUCGACAUUCCGUUACUGUAUGCCGACACAUGCAGUAUAUACCUCGCCAGUACCAACGGCCUUUGCAUGGUUUAGUGACUUGCUGGUUGAACACGCGGAGAUAUUUUGGUCCCUUUUUGCAGUUGAUAUGGAUAGAGUCUUAUCAGAGCAGGCUCCUGAUACAUGGGAUUCUUUUCCAUUGUUUCAAAUUUUAAAUGAUUAUUUAAGAGCUGAUGAUAAUUUGCGCAAUGGACGCUUUCAUCAGCAUCUUCGCGACACUUUUGCACCAUUAGUGGUGCGCUACGUGGAUUUAAUGGAAUCAUCAAUAGCUCAGUCAAUACAUAAGGGAUUUGAAAAAGAGCGCUGGGAAAGCAAAGGGAUUAACGCUGCUUUGAACCCUGCAGCAUUAAACAAUGCUGCCCAGGCGCUCAAUACAGCAGCUCUCAACCCAUCAAUGCUACUCAGCGGUAAAAAAGAUCAAGUAAAUUUUUAUGUGCCGAAGUUACCAAAGCAAUCAAAUUCAACAGCGGCCUGCGACGAUAUGAGAAAUGGGUGUGCUACUUCUGAGGAUUUAUUUUGGAAACUAGAUGCUUUACAGUCUUUUAUAAGAGACCUACACUGGCCAGAUGCGGAGUUUCGACAACAUUUAGAACAGCGACUAAAAAUGAUGGCCGUCGAUAUGAUAGAACAAUGCAUACAAAGAACUGAUUCGUCUUUUCAGUCAUGGCUGAAAAAAAACAUUGCCUUUAUAUCCACUGAUUAUAUUCUACCUUCUGAAAUGUGCGCUAUGGUCAAUGUGAUAUUAGAUGCUAAAAAUCAAAGCUUUAAAUUGACCACUAUCGAUGGCAUUGAUUUGUAUAAAUUUCAUGCAAAAAUUGACGAUCAAAUUGACAAAGCGAAUGUAGCUAUGACACAAGGUCUAAGCAGUAAACUUAUGUCAGUGCUAGAGUCGACUUUGUCAAAGCUAGCACGUUACGAUGAAGGUAGCUUAAUCGGCUCGAUUCUUAGUUUUACAAAUGUUUCGAGCUCAGGAAAGGAUCUUGGACAAGGAUAUGUAAAUUUCUUUAGGAAUAAUAUGGAUCAAGUACGAGGAAAGAUUGGUGACGAUUUAUGGACCCUGAAUUUUUUUGAGCAGUGGUAUUCGCAGCAGAUAAAUAUGCUAUGUAAUUGGCUGUCGGAACGUUUGGAUCACGCUCUACACUAUGCUCAAGUUUCGUCUAUUUCUCAUAUAACUAAGAAAAUAUAUUCCGACUUUGAACUACAAGGGGUAUUGGAAGAUAAAUUGAACUCCAAAGCAUAUCAGGCAGUCGCGCAGCGCAUGGCAACUGAGGAAGCAACAUGUGCUUUAACAAUGCCUGACGUUAGCGAAGAUGAGCCCUGCGAUGAUAUUCGAGAAGGAGAGGAGGAAGAUAAUGGUGACGAAUCUACCUCUAACUUACCAAGGGGCUUACCUAAACCAAAAGUGGCCGCCGCGCAAGCUGCUGCUGUUACCAAUGUAGUGGCCGGACGUGUGGGGAACUUACUGGGCAAAGGUAUUGGCGGCCUUAGUUCAAAGUUAGGAAGUGGAAGUUGGUUUUAGAAGCUGGUAGUAUUUUUUAUACUUUUGGAAAUCAAAGUUUUAAUUUACUUAAUUUCUCCCAAUUUUUUUUAAAUAAAUUUAUUGUAUAUUUCUUAAAUAUUUAAGAUGCCAAUAUUGAUAUACACGUAAACAGCUUCUAAAAGGACCUCAAACCCUUUGUCAAUAAGUUUUAAACCAAAAGUUAAAUUAUUUAGCUACUUUAUUAUAGGAAACCCAUUACUAUUAAUUCAGCUUCUUUAGGGUUAUAUAAAGGUACAAUAUCCACCCUAUUUCUUCUUUAUUAAAAAUAACGUAUAAAAUCAACUUAUUCUGAACAAAUCAUAAAUAUUUAUAUGUUAUUUUUAAAUAUUUCGAUAAUACUUGCUUCUCAUAACUGAAAAUAAAGUUGUUACCUGACAAAACUUGCUUUCUCUAUAAAAUUCAAUAUAUUAUCUAAAGUUGUCCUAUCUGAACACAUCAUUUUGGCUUAUCAGAUGGUUGAAAAACUCCCGCUAAUGGUCAAUAUGUAACUUUCAAGUAAAGUUGGGAUUGGUCUUUAAAGAUUUAAUAGAAAGGUAAUUGUUUCAUUUGUUGGCUCAACCACAAUGACUAUCCCCAAUAAUUCUGAAAUUAACACUUUCUUUACAGUCAGAAUAUUAAAUUGCUGAGUUACUACCUGUUAAUAGAUAUAUGAAUAAAACUGCAUAUUUGCUUUUA